This is a messenger RNA of Naegleria lovaniensis, 693 nucleotides long. RefSeq lists its product as uncharacterized. The coding region runs from base 1 to 693 and encodes 230 amino acids. The record is from RefSeq and is a predicted model, not a curated record. Gene Ontology annotation, molecular function: MAP kinase tyrosine/serine/threonine phosphatase activity; protein tyrosine/threonine phosphatase activity. Gene Ontology annotation, cellular component: cytoplasm. Gene Ontology annotation, biological process: negative regulation of MAPK cascade; protein dephosphorylation. The transcript has a single exon. Lineage: Eukaryota; Heterolobosea; Eutetramitea; Acrasida; Naegleriidae.
AUGUCAUCAACCAAUUCCACGACAACAACAACACCACCACAAGCCAUGUCUCCUUCAAACACAACUGCCACAACAAGCACACCUUCGGAACAAGCAACUAACAACAAUGAUAACAACAACAACACCUCUCUAUACACCAACACACUUCGAAUGGUUCUUCCCUAUUAUUAUAAAGCAAGUCAACACAUUCGAUAUUAUUUACCCUAUCCCUCUGAAUUUGGAGCCACUCGAAUCACUUCCAACCUGUGGCUAGGAGAUCUCUCCGAUGCCAUGAAUGUUCCUCAGCUCAAUAAGAAUUCCAUCACUCACAUCGUUACAUGUGUCAAGUCGUUGAAACCAUUCUAUCCCGAAGAAGGAUUUACUUAUUUAAAUUUACAUUUAUUUGAUCAAGACGAUGAACAUAUUGGUGAUACCAUCUUUGAAGAAUCCUUUGAAUAUAUUGAUCAAGCCAUUCAAAAAGGUAACCAUGUACUUGUGCAUUGCAUGAAAGGAAGAUCAAGAAGUGCAUCCAUUGUCAUUGCCUAUUUGAUGAGAAAGAAUGGAUGGACGUAUCAAGAGACUUUGAAAAUGGUUCAACAAAAGAGAUCCAUUGUCCAACCCAAUGUAGGAUUUGAGAGACAAUUAUUGGAAUUGGAAAGGAAAUUAUUGUCUUCUUCAUCCAAUAACAUCAACAAGACAUCAUCCUCUCAAUAA